AUGGUUUUAUCGUCCUCUUCAAGGGUUACUACCCUCCCAAAACGAGCCAUCCGCUUAUCAAGGGGAUUGGCAACUCCCUCGACUUUGCCUAUCAAAGAUUGUACCUCGAUAACACCACCUUAUCCGAGAUUGUUAAAGACAUUGGAUCAAGUGAGAGAUGUGUUGCCGAAAGGAAGCAAAUUGACGUUGGCGGAGAAGAUAUUGUAUUCACAUUUAAGGAAUCCAGAGGAGAGUUUGGGAGGUAAUGGGGGUAAUGGGAAGAUUAGGGGGGAGAGGUAUUUGAAGUUGAGGCCGGAUAGGGUGGCUAUGCAGGACGCAUCCGCCCAAAUGGCUCUACUCCAGUUCAUGACCUGUCGACUUCCCUCGUGUGCCGUCCCAGCUUCGAUCCACUGUGACCACUUGAUCCAAGCUCAGACAGGUGCCGAAUCCGACUUGACUCGAUCGAUCGAAGCCAACAAGGAAGUAUUCGAUUUCUUGGAAAGUGCAGCGCAGAAAUAUGGUAUAGAAUUUUGGAAACCUGGUUCAGGUAUCAUCCACCAGAUUGUGCUUGAAAAUUACGCUGCUCCUGGUUUAUUGAUGUUGGGUACGGACUCGCAUACACCCAAUGCGGGUGGUUUGGGAAUGUUGGCUAUCGGUGUUGGAGGUGCGGAUGCAGUCGAUGCUUUGACGGAUACUCCUUGGGAAUUGAAGGCACCAUUGAUCACUGGUGUCAAGUUGACUGGACAAUUGCAAGGUUGGGCUACACCUAAGGAUCUGAUCUUGCACUUGGCUGGGAAAUUGACCGUCAGAGGAGGAACUGGUAGAAUCAUCGAGUACUUCGGACCGGGUGUACCUGCUCAGUCGUGUACAGGUCUUGCAACCAUCGCCAAUAUGGGUGCUGAAGUAGGAGCUACCACGUCAACUUUCCCAUACUCUGACAACAUGCGACAAUACUUGCAUGCUACCGGCAGAGGACCUGUUGCUCAAGCUGCCGACGAAGCUGCCAAGAAAGGAUUUUUGAGUGCUGACGAGGGAGCAGAAUAUGACGAGGUUAUCGAGAUCAACCUCUCUGAACUCGAACCACACUUGAACGGUCCAUUCACCCCCGAUCUCGCCACCCCUCUAUCAUCUUUCUCUAACUUCCUCAACACCAACAAAUACCCCACUACCCUAUCCUCAGCAUUGAUCGGCUCAUGUACCAACUCGUCAUACGAAGACAUGUCGAGAGUAGCUUCCAUAGCCGAACAAGCCAAAGCUGCUGGAUUGAAAUCCAAAGUCCCCUUCUUAGUCACACCUGGAUCCGAAUUGAUUAGAGCAACCGUCGAGAAAGAUGGAUUACAGGAUACGCUCGAGAGUGUCGGUGCGACUGUUUUAGCGAAUGCCUGUGGACCAUGUAUCGGACAAUGGAAGAGAGAUGAACACAAGGGUGAAGACAAUGCGAUUUUGACUUCGUUCAACAGGAACUUCAAAGCUAGAAACGAUGGUAAUCUGAAGACUAUGAACUUCUUAGCUUCACCUGAGAUCGUUACUGCUAUGGCCUUCUCUGGUGAUCUGAAUUUCAACCCUACAACCGAUUCCAUCUCCACUCCCAACGGUCCAUUCAAAUUCCAACCCCCCUCAGGAGACAGAUUACCCCCUACAGGCUAUUCAGCAGGUGAUCUAUCCUACGCACCUAGUCCUUCACCUACUCCCAAGCCCGAGACUGAAAUCGCCAUUUCACCCGAAUCUACCCGUUUGGAAAUACUCGAACCGUUCGGUACGAAUUUCGCGGGUGGUAAAGGAGAGUUACCUCAGAUGACAUGCUUGAUGAGAGUUAAAGGGAAAUGUACGACCGAUCACAUUUCAGCUGCUGGAGCAUGGUUGAAAUAUAAAGGUCAUUUAAGUAAUAUAUCGGAAAAUACAUUGAUGACGGCCGUCAACGAUGAGAACAACCAGAUCAACAAAGCGAUAGAUAUCGAUGGUUCCGAAGAUACGAUUCCUAAGACUAUGCAGAAGUAUAAGAAAAGGAAUGAACCUUGGAUGUUGGUAGUGGAUGAUAACUACGGUGAAGGUUCAGCUAGAGAACACGCAGCUUUACAACCCCGUUUCUACGGAGGUGCAAUGAUCGUAGCUAGAUCUUUCGCUCGUAUCCACGAGACCAACUUGAAGAAACAAGGUAUAUUACCAUUGUGGUUUAUUGAUAAAUCCGAUUACUCCAAGAUCUCCUCUCACGAUAAAGUUUCUACGCAAGGUUUAGCCGAUAUAAUGGCUGGUUCUUCCACAUCGGAUAUCGUUGUAUUGAGAGUUGAGAAACCCUCUGGAGAGGUAGUCGAGGUCAAGACUAGACAUACAUUAAGUGCGGAUCAGAUUGAAUGGUUGAGGUUUGGUAGUGCUUUGAAUUACAUUGGAGCGAAGGCUAGAGAGGCCGGUAGUGCUUAG
This is a messenger RNA of Kwoniella botswanensis, 2397 nucleotides long. Its product is annotated as aconitate hydratase, mitochondrial. Gene Ontology annotation, molecular function: 4 iron, 4 sulfur cluster binding; aconitate hydratase activity. NCBI's taxonomy places the organism in Eukaryota, Fungi, Basidiomycota, Tremellomycetes, Tremellales, Cryptococcaceae. The transcript has 7 exons. Bases 1 to 2397 code for a protein of 798 amino acids. The record is from RefSeq and is a predicted model, not a curated record. Gene Ontology annotation, biological process: tricarboxylic acid cycle. Gene Ontology annotation, cellular component: mitochondrion; cytosol.